Molecule: messenger RNA, 1626 nt
Organism: Suhomyces tanzawaensis NRRL Y-17324
Lineage: Eukaryota; Fungi; Ascomycota; Pichiomycetes; Serinales; Debaryomycetaceae
Gene: ECM3
Product: putative ATPase
Exons: 1
Coding region: 1-1626 (541 amino acids)
Biological process (GO): transmembrane transport
Cellular component (GO): membrane
Source: RefSeq, a predicted model, not a curated record
AUGUCGUCGCCUCUAGGCCUCAUCAUCUACGCGGCUGUCAAGCCCAUCUUCAAGAUCUAUUUCAUCAUUGCAUUGGGGUACUUCCUCGCCAAGCGCAACACGCUUUCAGUCACCACCUGUCGUGACAUCUCGGACUUGGUGGUUACCGCCAUCAUGCCGUGCUUGAUCUUCGAACAGAUCAUCACCAACCUCAAGAGCAGCGACAUCAAGAACUUGGGGAUCAUUUUCUUCACCGGAACCCUUCUCUUCUCGGUGGGAAUCACCCUCGCAUACACCACCCACCUCGUCACCAGGAGCCCCAAGAUCUGGCUCGGAGGUAUCUUGUCGGUGGGGCUUUUCCCCAACAUCUCAGACUUGCCCAUCGCCUACUUGCAGACAUUGUCCAAGGGCGACGUGGUGUUCUCAGCAGAAGAAGGCAACAAGGGAGUGGCCUACGUGUGCAUCUUCCUCGCGGCCCAGGUGCUCAUCCAGUUCUGUUUCGGUGGGUACCGGUUGGUGCAGUGGGACUUCCGCGAAGAGCUCAAGCCUAAACCCACAGAUUUGGAGUUGACGUCCACCGAAGACGAAAAGACAAGCAAACAGACGCACGAGAACAAGCAGUCAUCCGAGAGCACCACCGAAAACAACAACGAUGACACCUCGAUUGCCAGUACCAUCGAAGACAGCGUUGAAGCUGGUGUCAACCGCUCGUUGGAGGACCUCCAGCACAAUGAGUUCUUACGGGUGCACCAGUUAAACCGCUCCAGCUCCAACUCCAGGUCGCUCAGGUCGGGAGACGACGAGCUCAGACACAGGCGAGGGUCCAUGGGGCUGAUCAGCACCAACUUCUAUUCGAUUCACACCCAGCUCAGAACUACAGAGCUCAGAAAGCAAAAAACACAAGAUAUCCACGACGUCAUCAACGAGUAUUCGGAGUUCGACAACCUCAAGAACCGCGAGCUCCGCCAAAUCCCCAGCGGCACCGUGGAAUCCACCGCUGCUCCAGUAUUGCCGGUGGAGGUGCCCUCCACCCAUGAAAAUACCCUCAAGUACAAGAUUAAAAAGCAGUUGCGAGAGACCGGCAAGAACAUGUUGCAACCCAACUCGGUGUCGUUGAUUGUUUCGCUCGCAAUCGCCAUGUCUCCACCAUUGAAGGCCCUCUUCGUGCCCACACACAACUUCCAUCUUUCUCCUGCCCCAGACAACCAGCCUCCGUUGUCGUUCUUGAUGGAUCUUGCCAGCUACGUGGGUGCUGCCUCGGUACCUUUGGGACUCAUUUUAUUGGGAGCCACCAUUUCCAGGUUGCAGGUGAAGAGCAUGCCUCCGGGCUUCUGGAAGACCGCCGUCAUGAUCACCUGCUGUCGGUUAAUUCUUCUUCCCAUGAUCGGGGUGGGCAUCACCACUGGCCUCCACAAGGCUGGAUGGUAUGGCUCUGACCCCAUUUUACGAUUUGUCAGUGUGUUGGAGUUCGGGUUACCCAGCGCCACCUCGUUGGUGUACUUCACUGCAUUCUACACCGAUCCUCAUACGGACGAUCAUCCUCAAAUGGACUGUUUGGCGGUUUGUUUAAUUGCCCAGUACUUGAUUUUAUACAUCACGUUACCGUUCUUGGUGACCUUUACCUUCAAGGUGUCAUUAGGCUAUUAG